This is a messenger RNA of Phyllostomus discolor (pale spear-nosed bat), 792 nucleotides long. RefSeq names its product mediator complex subunit 22 (gene MED22). Gene Ontology annotation, biological process: regulation of transcription by RNA polymerase II. The coding region runs from base 175 to 777 and encodes 200 amino acids. Gene Ontology annotation, cellular component: mediator complex. The record is from RefSeq and is a predicted model, not a curated record. Gene Ontology annotation, molecular function: transcription coregulator activity. The transcript is spliced from 5 exons. Lineage: Eukaryota; Metazoa; Chordata; Mammalia; Chiroptera; Phyllostomidae.
GGCGGCGGCGGGACGCUCCAGGUGCGGAGAGGCGCCUGCGAGCUGGGACUUCCCGAGGGGAGCUCGUUCGUCCCUUCCCCCAUCCCGGCCAGGUGCCCGCCGGGCCCGGGGUCUGCGGACAAGGUGCUGACUGCGGCCCGGGGCCUCCGCUCCCUGCCUUGACCGGCGCCCGCCAUGGCCCAGCAGAGGGCCCUGCCGCAGAGCAAGGAGACGCUGCUUCAGUCCUACAACAAGCGGCUCAAGGACGACAUCAAGUCCAUCAUGGACAACUUCACGGAGAUCAUCAAGACCGCCAAGAUUGAGGAUGAGACGCAGGUGUCCAGGGCCACUCAGGGCGAGCAGGACAAUUACGAGAUGCACGUGCGAGCCGCCAACAUCGUCCGCGCCGGCGAGUCCCUGAUGAAGCUCGUGUCCGACCUCAAGCAGUUCCUCAUCCUGAACGACUUCCCCUCGGUGAACGAGGCCAUCGACCAGCGCGACCAGCAGCUGCGCACCCUGCAGGACGAGUGUGACCGGAAGCUCGUCACCCUGCGGGACGAGGUCGCCAUCGACCUGUACGAGCUGGAGGAGGAGUAUUACUCGUCCAGCUCGAGUCUUUGCGAAGCUCACGAUCUGCCUCUGUGCGAAGCUUACUGGAGGCCGGACCACAACACGGACCCCACGGACGGCCUCUCGGCCCCUCUGCUGGCGUCCCCGGAGCCCGGCGCGGGGCCCCUGCAGGCCACCGCCGCGGCCCACUCCCACGCCGGCGGCCCCGGGCCCUCAGAGCACACCUGAGCUGCUGCCCCGGGC